GGUGGAGACAAGCCGGAAGUGGCCUGACGCCAUCGCGCUCUGUGAGCAGUCAUAGAAAGCGCGCGAGGAGCAGAAGGGUUUACUGGAGAUGUCGAAGAGGAAGAGCUGUAAUUCAGGGCAGACGCCUGAUAAGAGAAGCCGGUUAUCCCAACCCGAGCCCUCUGAAGAGGAUGAAACGGGCUACUUCAGUUCAGGAGAUGUUAUGAGCACAUCACAGAGUGUCACAGGUGAAGUGGGCAUCAUAGAGAGUAUCUCUCUAAGGAACUUCAUGUGUCACUCGAUGCUUGGUCCCUUUGAAUUUGGUCCAAACGUCAACUUUGUCGUAGGAAACAAUGGAAGUGGAAAAAGUGCCGUGCUGACAGCUCUGAUUGUAGCCCUGGGCGGUAAAGCUCACACCACGAACAGAGGCUCCUCACUCAAAGGAUUUGUGAAGGAAAGAGAGAGUUCUGCAGAUGUGUCCAUCACUCUGAGGAACAGGGGUCGUGAUGCGUAUAAGCCAGAAGUGUUUGGCCAGUCCAUCAUCGUAGAUCUUCGUAUUUCCAGCGAGGGAAUGCGAACAUAUAAACUAAGAAGUAAAACAGGUCGCUUAGUGUCAUCAAAAAAGGAAGAACUGAUCUCCAUUUUGGAUCACUUUAACAUCCAGGUGGACAAUCCGGUCUCUAUCCUAACUCAGGAAAUGAGUAAACACUUCCUCCACUCCAAAGGAGAGGGCGACAAAUAUAAAUUUUUCAUGAAGGUCACUCAGCUUGAUCAGAUGAAAGAAGAUUACAGCUACAUCAUGAAGACCAAGACCAUGACCCAGAAUACAGUGGAGAAGCACAGGGAGACUCUACAAGAGCUGAAGAGAAAGUACCAUGAGAAAGAAGAGCGCUAUAAAAGUCUGGCUUCACUUGAUGAAAUGCAGAAGAAGUUGGAUGAGCUGAAGAAUCAGAUGGCCUGGGCUCUGGUUAGGAAUCACUGCCAGCAUAACAUGAACUGUGACUGCAUGGCUCAAAUCAAAAUGGCUGGUCUUCAUCGUAAAAAGACUAACUUGAGAGACCUUGAAAAGGAUAAAGAUCAGCUUAACAAGCGGAUCCGAGAACUCAAACACAGCAUAAGUCAGACGAACUCAACUGACACUCAUGCUCGUGUGGAGAAGAUGAAUCACAUUCAGGCUGAGCUGGAACAACUAAAUUUCCAGGACUCCACUCUGACUCAGCAGAUUGAUCAGCUUAAACAGGCCUGCUCCACAGCUAAAGACAGACUGGGUAAAAUGAGCCGUGAAAAGCAGGACCUGCUGCGUGCGAUGGAAUCUAAACGACGUGACCUGGCUGCAAUGGAAAGCAGUCGAGAAAACCGACUUUGUCGCUUUGGUGAGCAUAUGCCAGCACUGCUAAGGGCUAUAGAUGAGGCUGACCAGCGGGGUCAGUUCAGGAAGAAACCUGUAGGACCGCUCGGAUUCUGUGUAUGUCUGCGGGAUCCAGAGCUGGGUCUUGCAGUGGAGUGUUGUCUGAAGGCUCUGAUGUUAGCUUUCUGUUGCGAUAACCACGCUGACGAGAGAGAGUUACAGAGAAUCAUGAGUCGCCACUUCCAGCAGGGAAGACGACCUCAGAUCAUCGUCAGCACGUUUACCAACACGGUCUAUGAUGUCAGGGGCAGGGCAGUCAAUCACCAUGAAUAUCCAACUGUGCUCCAGGCACUUGACAUUGAGAAUCCAGUUGUGGCCAACUGCUUGAUAGACAUGAGGGGAAUUGAAACCAUUCUGCUCAUCAAGAACGCUAAAGAUGCGAGAAGGGUCAUGCAGAGUGAAGACCGACCACGCAACUGCAGGGAGGCCUUCACGCGUGAGGGGGACCAGGUCUACUAUAACCGUUACUACUCCUCCGAACAGAACAGAGCACUCUACCUCAGCAGAGAUGUCGAAGAGGAAAUCAGACAUUUGCAAUCUGCUUUACAUGCCCAGAGAACACAUUUGGAUCGCUUUCAGCAGGACAUGCAGCAGGUCACUGAGGACGAGAAGCAGAACCAAACUCUUCUUCGCAGAGCCUAUGAAGAACACAAGAAAGCCCAGGAACGUUGUCGGAAGCUUCAAGCAGAGCUGACAGAAUUGCAAAAUGUUGAGGAACCUCAGUCAGAAGAUUUGAAACCUUUGGAAGAGGACCUGGAGGAGCUCAGCAGCCGAAUAAGUAUGUGUAGAGAGGAAUUUGAAGCUGCGCGGAAUCAGGUGCUGACACACAAGAGGGAAUAUGAGGAGGCUGAGCAGCUCUCCCGGCAGCAGAGGGAAGCUUUUAACAGCAUCGCAGAGGAAGCUGAGCCCAUUAAGGAGCAAUUGAGCAACAGUGAUCAGGAGUUGGAGAGGAGUAAACAUCAUAAAAAACACUAUGAAGAGAAGCGGAAAGCCCAUGUGGACAUGAUUGAGACACAAAAGAAGAACUUGAAUGAGAAGGACCAGCUGUUACAGGCUUCCAUAGCGAAAGCCUUAGAAAUUUGCCCAGAGCUCUUGGAUGUGAGGAGAACAGCGAAGAGUUUGGACAGCGAGAUCAGCCGCCUCAGACACAAGAUCAACACACAGCAGGACCAACAAGGACACAGAGACACUAUCGAGCAAUUGAGCAACAGUGAUCAGGAGUUGGAGAGGAGUAAACAUCAUAAAAAACACUAUGAAGAGAAGCGGAAAGCCCAUGUGGACAUGAUUGAGACACAAAAGAAGAACUUGAAUGAGAAGGACCAGCUGUUACAGGCUUCCAUAGCGAAAGCCUUAGAAAUUUGCCCAGAGCUCUUGGAUGUGAGGAGAACAGCGAAGAGUUUGGACAGCGAGAUCAGCCGCCUCAGACACAAGAUCAACACACAGCAGGACCAACAAGGACACAGAGACACUAUCGUCAGGCAGUUUCAUGAGGCGAAGGAAAACUUCAAUAACAUAGCCCGACAGUUCAAGGGUCUGGAGGCAUUCAUCCGCCAGUUAACUGAGAUCAUGAACAUCAGACACAACGUCUACGCUGAACUGAGAAUGUAUCUUUCUGUACGCUGCAAGUACUACUUUGACUCCAUGCUGUCUCAGAGAGGAUACAUAGGGAAGAUGACCUUUGACCAUAAGAAUGAGACUCUCUCCAUAUCAGUUCAGCCAGGAGAGGGUGGUAAGGCCGCUCUGAGUGACAUGCGUUCACUGUCUGGAGGAGAGCGUUCGUUUUCUACCGUGUGCUUCGUUUUGUCACUGUGGGCCAUAUCUGAUGCUCCGUUCCGUGCUUUAGAUGAGUUCGAUGUGUAUAUGGACAUGGUGAACCGGAGGAUCUCCAUGGACAUGAUGCUAAAGAUCGCUGCCAGUCAGCGCUACAGACAGUUUAUUUUCCUCACACCACAGAGCAUGAGUUCUCUGCCAGUCAAUAGCCUGAUCUGCAUCCACCGUCUGAAUGACCCUGACCGCAGCGAGUCAACCCAGAAUGAUGCUGCUAUCCUUUGAACAUCUUAUGUGCAUCAGGCAAAUCAAGACAAAUCAGGCAAAGUACUUACAGCUGACAGCUGCACUUUACAGUUCUAUGCGCACAAGUUUACAGGCUUUUUUUCUAAGAUCAUUUAAAUUUACAU
Sinocyclocheilus anshuiensis is the source of this 3564-nucleotide messenger RNA. Its product is annotated as structural maintenance of chromosomes protein 6-like. NCBI's taxonomy places the organism in Eukaryota, Metazoa, Chordata, Actinopteri, Cypriniformes, Cyprinidae. Bases 89 to 3439 code for a protein of 1116 amino acids. The record is from RefSeq and is a predicted model, not a curated record. The transcript is spliced from 27 exons. Gene Ontology annotation, cellular component: Smc5-Smc6 complex; nucleus; site of double-strand break. Gene Ontology annotation, molecular function: damaged DNA binding; single-stranded DNA binding. Gene Ontology annotation, biological process: double-strand break repair via homologous recombination.